GUCCCUGAGCGGUGGGUUCGAUUUGAACGAGACGACGGUCCGAUCGGUGCGCUGGGAUGGCCCGUCAGAAACUGUCAAGAUGUGUUACACGUGGACCAACUGAAGAUGCGACGUAUAUCAGCAUUACAGCUGGCAAAUGCCUACCCUGAGAUUGUACUACUCCUCGACAGCGGUCGUUACGAUGGGACGACGACUCUUUGGCAUUCGCCAGGCGGAUGCCAAAACAGAUGGCGACAACGAGCCCGCGGACGCCGCGUAUAUUCGAUACCGAUCAUGGUCUGGGUCGACGAUGUAUCAGGGAACGUAUCCAAGAUGUGGAACAAGCACCUUGUACUCUGUGCUUCCACUCUUGGUCUCCCACGGAGGAUGCUGGACGAAUCGGGCAACAUUUAUUUCAUAGGAACAUCCACAUUCGCAGGGGCGUUGGAGUUGAUGGAGGCCGUCGUACGGAUGACAGAAGAAAUUAAUACAUCGGAAUUCGAGUCCUUUGACGCUCUCUAUCGCGAGCUCAUCCUAAUCAACGUAUGGCCAGCGAUUCUGGCAGGAGACAAUCCCAUGCAAGCCGAGCUUUGCAGCCACAAGAGUUUCCACUCGAACAAGUUCUGCCGUCGCCGCCACGUGGGAGGCACGAGUACGGAGAGAAGUCCCCAGGGGUACGGCGGUUGUUUGAGAUCAACGCGGCGCGAACAAGCGGGGAAACGGCGGCCUGUGUCCGAUGCAUGUUAGAUCUAGCAACUCUACCUGGGCAUACGACCGCCAUCAGCCAAUACUCGUCUGAGGUGGUGGUGAAAGAUAUGUAUGCGGAGCAUGUCAUCAAGAAGAUGUCGAACGAGGACCGUUAGUACUUCAUGUCAGACGGGGCGCGAUAACGAUGGAAGAGGGAGGAACGACGUGGGCGCACCGCAGCAGGGAGGAAGAACACCGUCCCAUGAAAGAUCUCCGUAUCCAUCUCCCCACUAAACUCCAACACCUGUUCCCCCACCCAUCUUUCACCUCCAAAUAGAACACCAGUGCCUGGUCGCUGCUCUCCAGCAGCUGCAAGUCGUAAGUCGCUUUGGGCGGUUGGGCGGUGUUUCAGAAGAGGAUCGUUGUCUGAGUGAUCGACAGUGGGCUAUAUGCACAUACAUAUCAUAGGCAUAGUCCGCUUGCCUCCCACAAUCUCCCCUACAUGCUCGUGCAACACCUCACAACCCCCAUCAACAGAAGCUCCUGCAGCGCCCAUCACCCCCGCACUAUCCUACACCACGUUCCACUCAUGACCCAAAGCGCCACCCCACCUCCCACACCGUUCGUCUUCCCAGUUCGGAGUGGACGCACAGAACAGAGUACGUACUGGCGGUGCCCGAGACGACGGGGGCGAAAUGAGGUCUCCUAGGCAGAGUGCAUACCGCACCAUACCGCGGCGACCCCUCCCUCAUCCUCCUCCCGGCCCCAUUGGCGUCCCAGGCGCCAAAUCCGCUCCUACUCCCGGCGGCGACGGCGGGUGGGAGACGGCGCCUUGCCCGCUCACGUUCACCAGGUAGACUUCGAGCAUGCAUUGCAAGGCU
This is a messenger RNA of Dacryopinax primogenitus, 1547 nucleotides long. RefSeq lists its product as uncharacterized. The transcript has 6 exons. NCBI's taxonomy places the organism in Eukaryota, Fungi, Basidiomycota, Dacrymycetes, Dacrymycetales, Dacrymycetaceae. The coding region runs from base 106 to 726 and encodes 206 amino acids. The record is from RefSeq and is a predicted model, not a curated record.